AGCCGCCGAUUUCCCCUUCCCUCCCCCCCCACCCCCUUAAACGCGGCGCGGCGCUCCUCGGCCAAGGGCGCAACCAUGAAGAAGCAAUUCAACCGCAUGCGGCAGCUCGCCAACCAGACCGUGGGCAGGGCUGAAAAAACAGAAGUUCUGAGUGACGACCUCUUGCAGGUGGAGAAGCGCUUGGAGCUGGUGAAGCAAGUCUCCCACAGCACUCACAAAAAGCUGACCGCGUGUCUGCAGGGGCAGCAAGGAUCGGAUUCUGACAAGCGCUCGAAGAAAUUACCUUUGACGUCACUUGCCCAGUGCUUGAUGGAAGGUUCUGCCAUUCUAGGGGACGACUCCCUGCUUGGGAAGAUGCUGACAUUAUGUGGGGAAGCAGAGGACAAGCUAGCCCAAGAGCUCAUCCACUUCGAGCUGCAAGUUGAAAGGGAUGUGAUUGAACCUCUGUUUGUGUUGGCUGAGGUAGAAAUCCCAAAUAUUCAAAAACAAAGGAAGCACUUAGCAAAAUUAGUUCUGGACAUGGAUUCUUCAAAAACAAGGUGGCAGCAGUCGGCCAAGUCAUCGGGUUUGUCGAGCAACUUGCAGCCUUCAGGUGCCAAAGCGGACGCUCUCAGGGAAGAGAUGGAGGAGGCAGCAAACAGAGUGGAGAUUUGCAGGGAUCAGCUGUCAGCUGACAUGUACAAUUUUGUGGCCAAAGAGAUAGACUAUGCAAAUUAUUUUCAGACUUUAAUAGAAGUGCAAGCUGAGUACCACAGGAAGUCAUUAGCACUUUUACAGAAUGUGAUGCCUCAGAUUAAAGCGCAGCAAGAAGCGUGGAUUGAAAAGCCCUCGUUUGGGAAACCCUUGGAGGAGCACCUAACAAUUAGCGGCCGAGAGAUUGCCUUCCCCAUCGAAGCGUGCGUCACCAUGCUCCUGGAGUGCGGCAUGCAGGAGGAGGGCCUGUUCCGGGUAGCUCCCUCAGCCUCCAAGCUCAAGAAGCUUAAGGCCGCCCUUGACUGCUGUGUUGUAGAUGUUCAGGAAUACUCGGCAGACCCUCAUGCCAUUGCAGGGGCGCUGAAGUCCUAUCUCCGGGAGCUGCCAGAACCACUCAUGACAUUUGAACUCUAUGAAGAAUGGAUUCAAGCAUCCAACAUUCAGGACCAAGACAAGAGGAUGCAGGCCCUUUGGAAUGCCCUGGAGAAAUUGCCUAAGGCCAGCUUCAACAAUCUAAGAUACUUGAUCAAGUUCCUUGCAAAGUUAACAGAAUACCAGGAUGCCAACAAAAUGACACCAAGCAACAUAGCCAUUGUCCUGGGGCCCAACCUUCUGUGGCCUCAGACAGAAGGAAACAUCACAGAGAUGAUGGCAACUGUCUCCCUGCAAAUUGUCGCAAUUAUUGAGCCCCUUAUUCAGCAUGCAGAUUGGUUCUUUCCAGGAGACAUUGAAUUCAAUUUGACUGGGAAUUACGGAAGUCCUGUGCACGUGAACCACAACGCCAAUUACAAUUCCAUGCCGUCCCCUGAUAUGGACCAUGCUGACCGCAAGCAUCCUGAUCAGACCAGGCGACCGCUCAGCGUGGCUACGGACAACAUGAUGCUGGAGUUCUACAAGAAGGAUGGCCUUAGGAAAAUCCAAAGCAUGGGCGUCCGGGUGAUGGACACCUCUUGGGUGGCUCGCAGAGGCACCUCCGUAGUCCGUAAGGCCUCCUCCACCCCUCCUGCCAUGCAGCCCCCUGCUCCGCCUUCUGAUCUUGCGGCUACUCCUCAGUCACCAAUUCCUGAGCAAUCUCUUGACAUUUCAGCUACUCCCUCCCCUACUCCAACUAGCUUCGGUUUCCCACCAGGGGCUGAACGGGCAAGCACGGAUGGUGGUGUGUCGUCUAGUUGGUCGGAUUGCUGUUACAUCUACCCAUCCCCUGAGGACGACAAGCCUCCCCCAUACCCCUGCUACCCAUCCUUCCACCACUUCCACUCCAAGAUGGGCGCAUGCACUAGGCCUGAGCCUCCCUUGCCACUGUAUCGGUGGUCAGGAUACAGCCAAACUCUGCCCCCCGCUUCUACCUCCUCCUCCUCUUCCUCUCCCUCCCCUCAGCAACUGGACAUUAACUCUAACCCUAAACCAUAUUUCUUGCACCUCCCUAAGCAGAGCUCCCUCACAGAGAUGCAUGGUCCUGAGACUAACCUCUCCUCUGUUCACAUGAAAACCUCCCUUACCUUAUCCAAACCCGAUCCUCCUGGCACUCUUUACAGCCCCCAUGUGUCAGUCUCUCCCCCCUGGGUCAGCUGCACCUGUGCCAGAGACAGAGGAGCCGGGCUCACUAGUGUGGUAAAAACUAAAGAGCUUUCCCCCGUGUCUGGGCAGAAAGGCAGCCCAGCUUGCGGUCAUAUGACGCCGUGUGGGACUGCCCAGCCGCCGCCUGGUCUCAUGCAGCAGCUGUCUACAGAGCAGAGCCCACACACUCUGCGGAAAGUUUCAAAGAAGCUGGCCCCAAUCCCUGCCAAGGUUCCUUAUGUCCAGUCAGGUGGCCUGCCCGACCAGUCCCCGGGGCAGCCUUCCCCCGCCAGCCUUUCUCCCACCCCACCGAGCACCCCUUCUCCUUACGGACUAAGUUACCCGCAAGGCUACUCCUUGGGCUCGGGCCCCCUCUCCCCAGCUGCCGCUCCUUCUCUGUCUUCUCCUCCUUCCCUGACAAGCACUUUAACUAAAUCGCGACCCACCCCCAAGCCGCGGCAGAGGCCCACGCUGCCACCUCCGCAGCCUCCCACAUCAAACGCGUCUGGCUCCAGUCCACAGUCCGUGGAGCACACCAUUCUAGACGGCAUGUCCCCCGGGGAGAGCAUGUCUACAGAUCUUGCCCACCUUGAUAUCCCGUCCAUCCAUGUAGAGGUUGAUGCCACGCUGCACCUGGACCCAGUGGGACAAGUCCAGAGACACCCGGUACCAGGAAAAAUCAAUUCAGAGGAAGAUUCAGAAAGCACCGCCCUAUGACACAAAUUCCCCUGUCAUGGAGCUUGUUCUCUUGUACAUAUCGGUUCCCCAUGAACACUGCUGAAGGAGAUGUUUCCAGAGACCUUGUCGAGGGGUGUCUACAGGAGUUCUGCUUGUUGGCCACUUGUGCAAGACUGACAGCCCCUGGGGGCCUGGUGCUAAGCCUGUCUCUGUGGCAAAGGGCGUUGCUGGUGCAAUUUCCAUUUAAUUUAUUUUUUUUCUCCUGUUUGUUUAGCCUUAUCCAAACUUUGCCUUUUUGACGUGGUGCCUAUUUAUCCCCCUUAAAAGCUUUCAG
Euleptes europaea (tarantolino) is the source of this 3262-nucleotide messenger RNA. It is a transcript of the gene ARHGAP44, whose product is annotated as Rho GTPase activating protein 44. NCBI's taxonomy places the organism in Eukaryota, Metazoa, Chordata, Lepidosauria, Squamata, Sphaerodactylidae. The transcript is spliced from 22 exons. Gene Ontology annotation, molecular function: protein binding; GTPase activator activity. The record is from RefSeq and is a predicted model, not a curated record. Gene Ontology annotation, biological process: neurotransmitter receptor transport, endosome to postsynaptic membrane; signal transduction; regulation of actin cytoskeleton organization. Gene Ontology annotation, cellular component: cytoplasm; presynaptic active zone; postsynaptic density. Bases 76 to 2967 code for a protein of 963 amino acids.